AUGCAUCUCUACGUGCGGACCGUGACCGGAAACGGCUCCGUUGAGCUUAGCGCCUUUGAGAGCGUUGCUGAACUGCGACGAAUUAUUGCCGAGACUUUUUCAUGUGUUUCUGAAGAUUGCAGACUCUAUCUUGGAGAAUGGAUGUCCAUGAAAGACAAGCAGCUGGCCCAUGACCACAACGUCGACAAGAUGGUCUGCCGCAAAUGCUACGCCCGUCUGCCCCCGAGGGCCACGAAAUGCCGCAAGAAGAACUGUCAUUCGACCGAUCUGCGGAAAAAGAGCAACAACCCCAACAAG
This is a messenger RNA of Mesorhabditis spiculigera, 297 nucleotides long. NCBI's taxonomy places the organism in Eukaryota, Metazoa, Nematoda, Chromadorea, Rhabditida, Rhabditidae. The record is from the annotation of a GenBank genome assembly.